GCUCUUAGUAAACACUACAGAUGCAUAAGGUGUGUUUUUUAGUGAGUUUCGGUUUUUGAAUACUGGAUGAUUUUCAUUUAAUUCGCUCUCAACCUGCACUUUCAGGACAUUUCCGGCGCAAUUCAGACCGAACGAUUACAUCCAGUUUACUAAUAAACAUUCAUCACUAAUUAAACAUCUGUAAUUCCAGCUGUUGCCGAGACAAUAGGUUAGAUUUCCGGAUGACUUAGUGUCAAUUUGGGAUGUGGAGAAUUAAUUCCGAGUCUCCAGCUGAACUCGUGGCGUAAUUGUCACUGCGUGUAACGGUAACUGACGUGACGUCAAAAGAAAACAAGCUUAUAACAACGCACAGUUCCACAUGCAGAGGGUUCGAGUCGCUCAGUGACGAGCAGGACGUCUCUGAGACAAGAGACUCACACGCUGGAACAUCUGACUAGUGAAGUGUGUUCAUCUGAGGGGAAGUGACUGACAAUGGAAAUAGCGGAGAGAGAAGAGACCACACAGAGGCAGGGGGACACACUGCUGGGGACAGAGCAGGGACAGGCACCGGGACAAGCACACCGGUCCAUGUGUAGGGCAGAUAAAAGGAAAUUAGUCACUGGGGUUAUUCUGAUCACAUUACUGGCUCUAAUCCUAGUCGUCAUAUUUGCCUGGAAACAGCACUCUGGUGUAAAAGGAGAAAAGGCAUGGGUAGAAGACAAAUGUGAGGAUAUCACGACACCCCAGUGCCCUGAAAGUUUCUCCAAACCUCCACUGCUUCUAAUCUCAUUGGAUGGCUUCAGAGCAGGCUACCUGAAUGUUUACGGAGACAAGCUUCCAAACAUCAAGAAGCUCAGACAAUGUGGAACUUCUACGCAAUAUAUGCGUCCUGCUUAUCCUACAAAGACAUUCCCCAAUCAUUACACCAUUGUAACAGGUAUGUAUCCAGAAUCACAUGGGAUUGUGGACAAUAAGAUGUAUGAUGUUAACAGAAACGCCAGCUUCAGUCUGAAAUCAGAAGAGAAGUUUAACUCGUAUUGGUACCAGGGUGAACCAUUUUGGCUCACUGCCAUGAACAACAACCUGAAGUCUGGGACCUUCUUCUGGCCUGGAUCAGAUGUACGUAUUAAAGGACAGUAUCCAAAUUUGUAUAAAAUCUUUAACAGAGAUAUUCCAUUUGAGGUAAGAGUGCAGACCAUUUUAAAAUGGUUGAAUUUGCCACCAAGAGAAAGGCCAGACUUUUACACUUUAUAUUUGGAAGAGCCCGAUAGAUCUGGACAUGGGUUUGGACCAAAUAGCAACGAGGUGUUUCAUGCUCUAUCGAAAGUUGACCGGAUUAUGGGAAUGUUAAUGGACGGUCUGAAGCAGCAAAAUCUUCAUAAAUGUGUCAAUCUGGUUCUUCUGUCAGAUCAUGGAAUGGAGGAAGCUUCGUGUGAGAGAGCUGCUUAUGUGUCAUCAUACCAGGCAGACACUGAUGCAUUCACCGUCAUCCAGGGUGCCGCUGCACGAAUCCGACCCAAACGCCUCCCGGAAGACUUUUUUACUUUCAACUAUGAAGAGCUAGUGAAGAAUCUAUCGUGCAGAGCUCACGAUCAGCCGAUGAAGCCUUAUCUAACAGAACACCUUCCGAAACGAUUCCAUUUUGCUAACAAUGUCCGUAUAGAAAGAGCUCAUCUCUACAUGAGAUCUAAGUGGCAAGUGGCCAUCAAGGAAAAUGAAAUUAAGUACUGUUCUGGAGGUUUCCAUGGUUCAGAUAACACCUUCACAAACAUGCAGACCAUUUUCAUAGGAUAUGGACCAGGAAUGAAAUACAACACUACUGUAGCUCCCUUUGAAAAUAUAGAAGUAUAUAACCUCCUGUGUGAUUUGUUGACAAUUCCUCCUGCUCCUAACAAUGGAACUCAUGGGAGUCUUAACCACCUACUUAGAAACCCACCUCAUCAUCCAGUCCACCCUCCUGAGAUCUCCUCAGCCUCCAACUGUUCCUCCAUUGUUCAUAAAGAUGACCUUGGCUGCUCCUGCAUGCUUCACAAUAAAUCCCAGGUGGAAAACCUUAACCACCGUCUGAUUAGUUUUAAGCCCACAGACAAACAUCUUCAUCUGCCAUAUGGAGCUCCACGAGUUCUACAAGAGAGUGCAGAUUACUGCAUGCUUCAGCAUGUUUCCUACAUCAGUGGAUACAGUAAAGACAUCCUCAUGCCUCUCUGGGUUGCAUAUAGUAUAAAGCCACUGACUGAUGUGCAGCCUCUAAGCUCUGCACAGGAAAAGUGUGUUCGUGCUGAUGUGCGUAUUCCAGUCAAAGCAAGUCAGUCCUGCAACUUCUACAAAGACAACCUCACAGUGACAUAUGGGUUUCUUCAUCCUCCCAAUUUUGCUUCUGGUGGAAAUGAGUCUGACUCACUGAUCACAAGUAACAUGGCACCAAUGUUUAAAAUAUUUAAAGGUAUUUGGGAUUAUUUCCACAAUGUUCUUGUGGUAAAAUAUUCCAAAACUCUGAGCAGUGUAAAUGUCAUGAGUGGACCAAUAUUCGAUAAAGACUUUGAUGGAAAAUAUGACGUCUUAAAACAGAAAACAACUAACAGGACUACGGCUCCUUUACCCACUCAUUUCUUUGUGAUAUUGACGAGCUGUAAGAACUCAUCCAAGAACUCACAAACAACUCUACAAAAGUGCCAUGGUCCGAUUGAGACCAUGUCCUUCGUCCUGCCACAUCGUCCUGAUAACACUGAGACGUGUCAUAACGAAAGUGAUUAUUCCUGGGUUGAAAAGUGGACGCAGUUUCACGUUGCACGGAUACGAGAUAUUGAACUCCUAACAGGGCUGAGUUUUUAUCCCGACUUUCUACCUGUUGAAGAUGUGUUACAACUUAAGACCUUCUUAAAAACCUUUUAGUAUUUAAUUGUAGUAACUUUACCAGAGCCUCAUGUUGUGAUCCGAGUCGGUAUUGUUUCUGUCUGAAUAAGCAGCUACUGUAUAAAGACUUGCCUUGAACUCCCUACCAAAUACAUUCAGCCAGAGAGGCUUUAUAACUGUUAUCCAAAUUAUUUUAUAUCACAAA
This is a messenger RNA of Tachysurus fulvidraco (yellow catfish), 3037 nucleotides long. RefSeq names its product ectonucleotide pyrophosphatase/phosphodiesterase 1 (gene enpp1). Gene Ontology annotation, cellular component: cell surface. The record is from RefSeq and is a predicted model, not a curated record. Gene Ontology annotation, biological process: inorganic diphosphate transport; regulation of bone mineralization; negative regulation of fat cell differentiation. Bases 472 to 2871 code for a protein of 799 amino acids. Lineage: Eukaryota; Metazoa; Chordata; Actinopteri; Siluriformes; Bagridae. Gene Ontology annotation, molecular function: nucleic acid binding; dinucleotide phosphatase activity; phosphodiesterase I activity. The transcript has 23 exons.